Molecule: messenger RNA, 447 nt
Organism: Penicillium soppii
Lineage: Eukaryota; Fungi; Ascomycota; Eurotiomycetes; Eurotiales; Aspergillaceae
Product: polysaccharide biosynthesis domain-containing protein
Exons: 4
Coding region: 1-447 (148 amino acids)
Cellular component (GO): cytoplasm
Source: RefSeq, a predicted model, not a curated record
AUGUCGAAGCCAUUCAACCCCGAGGAGGCGGAGAAUCUCGAAGAUAUGGAGAAGCAGUUUGCCGUGAAAGCGGUGGAACACCUCAUGACAUACUGGGCUAUCCUUGAGAAGGUCAAGGGCUCUCAGCUGCGUCUGACCAAGCAAGACAACGAAAUCUACGAAUCAUUCAUGAAGGAAUUCCCCGAUUUCGAUCCCGCCGCAACCCUCAUCGAGGACGAAAUGAAGAGCAAGGCCGGCAAGGAGAAAUGGCGCAACUGGAUGAAGCAGUGGGAGAAGAUUGAGGAUUUCAACUUUGGCACAAUCAUCCGGACCCGCGCGGAUGCCGAAUACGACCAGGACACAACCAUUUUCGGUGUGCGGAUGCAGUUCUACGCUGUUGAGAUCGCCAGAAACCGCGCCGGUCUGAACGAUUGGAUUUUUGAAAAGGCUUCCAAGGCCAGUUCUUGA